AUGGCAACCCACGAAGUGUCAAUGGACCUCCCGAUAAUCGACCUGGACGUCUUCCUCAACUCGCCGCACGACUCGCCCGCGGCGGUGGCCGAGUGCCGCAAGGCGGCCGAGGCGCUCAUCACGUACGGGGCGCUGGUGCUGCACGACAGCCGGGUGUCGCCCAGCGACAACGAGGGCUUCCUGGACCUGCUGGAGGACUACUUCGCGCAGCCGGCGGAGCAGCUGCAGAAGGACGAGCGCCCCGAGCUCAGCUACCAGAUCGGCGCGACGCUCGAGAACACCGAGAAGCCCAAGUGCGCCGUCGACGAGCCGUGCCUGGACGUCAUCAGGCGGCUCGCGCCCGACCAGAGGCCCCUGGACAUCAUGGGCCACAACCCCGACCCCAAGUGCCGCUUCUUCUGGAACAUGAGGGAGGACCCGCCGUAUGAGACCAAGUUCCCCGGGCUCAACGCCGCGAAUGUUGUGCCUGAGGCGCCGCAGAUCAGGGAGAGGUGGACGCCGACGAUGAACCUGUGGGGCAACUCGAUGAAGAACGCCGUAUCAGGCCUCGCAGAGAUGGCAGCAGCCGGCCUAGGCAUCCCAGAGGCGACCUUCAAGGACGCAGGGCGGUACGGCCCCCACAUCCUGGCGCCGACGGCGUCGGACCUCGUCAAGUACGGCGACAAGGACACCAUCCUGGCCGGGUUCCACACGGACCUGAACUUCCUGACCAUCCACGGGCGGUCGCGCUACCCGGGGCUGCACAUCUGGGCGCGCAACACGGGCAAGCGCAUCGCGGUCAAGAUCCCGCCGGGCAACUACCUCCUCGUCCAGGCGGGCAAGCAGCUCGAGCACAUCACGGGCGGGCUCGUCAAGGCCGGGUACCACGAGGUCGUCGUCAACGAGAAGACGAUCGAGACGAUCGAGAGGAGGAGGCGCGAGCUCCCCGACAGGCCGCUCGUCAGGAUAUCGAGCACCUUCUUCUGGCACCUGGCGAGCGACUUCGACCUCAACCCCAUCCCGGAGCUGGCUGAGAAGGCCAAGGCCCUGAGGCUGGAGCAGCUGAACCUCGGCAGGGACGAGGGCGGCGAGGUGCAGUACCCUGCGAUGAAGGUUGGGGAGCAGGUUCAGAGUGAGCUUAAACAUAUUGCGCUGAUGGCAUAA
This is a messenger RNA of Diaporthe citri, 1143 nucleotides long. RefSeq lists its product as uncharacterized. The record is from RefSeq and is a predicted model, not a curated record. Gene Ontology annotation, molecular function: dioxygenase activity. Bases 1 to 1143 code for a protein of 380 amino acids. The transcript has 3 exons. NCBI's taxonomy places the organism in Eukaryota, Fungi, Ascomycota, Sordariomycetes, Diaporthales, Diaporthaceae.